Messenger RNA from Protopolystoma xenopodis, 264 nucleotides. The record is from the annotation of a GenBank genome assembly. Lineage: Eukaryota; Metazoa; Platyhelminthes; Monogenea; Polystomatidea; Polystomatidae.
AUGAGAGAUUUGGCGAAUAACACUUCACUUGGACCAAAGUGGAUUGUAUUGGAUGGCGACAUUGACCCAAUGUGGAUAGAAUCUCUGAAUACCGUAAUGGAUGACAACAAAGUCUUGACCUUGGCUAGCAAUGAGCGAAUUCCGCUUACUCCAUCUAUGCGCUUACUAUUUGAAAUUAGCCACUUGAAAACUGCAACGCCAGCUACUGUGUCCAGAGCUGGGAUCCUAUUCCUUAAUCCUGGUGAUUUGGGAUGGGCACCGUAA